This is a messenger RNA of Diprion similis, 2500 nucleotides long. RefSeq lists its product as uncharacterized. The transcript has 4 exons. Lineage: Eukaryota; Metazoa; Arthropoda; Insecta; Hymenoptera; Diprionidae. The coding region runs from base 328 to 2007 and encodes 559 amino acids. The record is from RefSeq and is a predicted model, not a curated record.
CAAGCAUUCGUGUAAAUUGCUACUUACAUAUACUAUCUGUAAUUAUGUUUACCCAAGUUUUAUUGUUUUACCCUAUCGGCGUGAGCGUCGGCAUGAGUAUCACGUCACAAUAGAGUUCUAGAUAAUUACUCAACGCGAUAUACUGCUCCGAAAAAUUAAGUACUUAGAUCAAUGUUAUCAAUUCAAGCAGUAUGACCUCCAACUUCAAAUUUGUAUUUUUAUUCAUGUAGUGGUUCUCUGUUUAACAUAAUUACCAAAUUGCAAGAGUACAACAAUCAUCAGUAUCUCGUUAACAAUCAAGUAUCAGGAGCUAAUGAAUUCCACAAAAUGCAUGGUGUAACACGAAUUGUUAUAUUUUGCACACUGACUACUGUUCUGCCUGUCAUGUUACUGGUAAUUCCGUUGUAUCUGCGUCACAGCUUAUAUGCCAGCGUUGUAUACACAGUAGCAGAGUCCGAUGUAAUCGAAAUUGAAGAUGGAAUUUCCACAAUAUUUUGCUCUGAGCACACUUUGACAAUGAACACACCGUUCCAUGCAUUCCAAGUACCUGAGCGACCAGAGGUAACAUCGUAUCGAAAGCAUUUGAGACUCAAGAAGAGCAUGACAUUGCCUGACGACACCUUGGAGUAUUGGGGCUUCUAUCUUCUCAAAGGAGCAACCGUAGCUCUAUCUGUUUGUUCCAGAUUCCCAGGUGGAUCUAUACUUGUUAUUAAAGGAGACAGAAGUCUGCGAACUUGCGGUAUAAUGGAACACACUGAUCAGAAAGUUUUGAAUGAAGAAAAUUACCUACUCAUGUCGAAACAAGUUCACGUUACUGUUGAAUCAAAUGCUCAAAAAAUGAGUGGGCAAUUAUCGAUGAAUAAUAAGAAAGCUAAUCAAACUGUAUCAACACCUCAUUCCGACAGUCUAAUCGAUCCACACAAUAAAAACCAGCUAAAAUUUCGUGGAAAAACCAAUAUGGACAGAAGUAAUGUUCGUGACCAAAUGAAUCCAACAAAUCAUCCAAUUCCCAAAAGUAUCACCGGCUUAGACUUAUCUCAAGUCUCAAACAAUACAGAUCUUCAAAUAGCGUUGUUACAAGAGGCGGCUAUUAGUCAUAUACAAAAACAUUCUACCGUUCAUGAAAGUUCCACUCAAAAAGGUAUCGACAAGCUUAGGCACAGGCUAAAAAAAAUGCAUUAUAUCAAUAACAAGUGGGAUAACAAGAAUGGAACUAAAAAUUCAACUUCUGAUGAUCAGAAAAGAAAAGAAAAAGUACUGCAACCACAAGAUAUUGAUCGCAGGAGUCUAAAGAAACGUGGAACACAUUCCCGUAAUAAAGAAUUGUUCUCAGAGCGUGAAGAACAUAUACGCAAGUUGGAAACCGAGUUAAACUCUUAUUCUGAAGGAAUAAAUAUUGAGGAUGAUGGAAUAGAAACUGAAAACAACAAACACCAUGUAGAUAAAAGACAACCGAAGGCCAUUGAGCCAUCGGUGUUAUUAGAUAGAGGAGUAGAACAUGGUGGUAAUGCUUUCAAUUUUACAAGUACAGACGAAGAUUCAUCCGUUUCAAGUUUUGAAAAUGGUUUGCUAACAUGCUACAAUGGACAAAUAUUGCUUACUCAGGAAUUUGAUCCCUCUGAAUUAUGUACGAACGUUAGUUUCUUAGUAAACAGCAAGCGGAUCCAUACUCAACACGAUGUCGUAGAAAGUGGCUACUACUACUACAUAUUCUACAGUGAUAAUGAUUAUGUUUCAAACGAUAUGCAUGCCAUUUUCGAUAUAUACAAGCCAACUUAUCAAUUCGAAAAUGUCACUGAGUCAUGUAUUAAUCAAACUGAAUGUUCAUUUCGUAUUGCAUUACUCUCCGGAGAUCGUGUUGUUGUAGAAAUACCAACUAGGAAUGGAAUCGAUCGCGAAGAUAACAACAUGACGCUGCUUACUUCAACUUGUUAUCCCAGAAUGGGAAUGUAUACUGUGUUUCCAAUUACUGUCCUGCUGUUAAUACUAGGGUGCGCUUUUCUAUGAAACAGCGUCUAAAUGUUCUUCGCGCAGCUCAAUAGUUAUGUUGAUACAACAAUUGAUUAAUUGUUAUUUUCUUGCGCCAUGAGCACGUAAAAAAUUUUGAUAUUUAUAUUUUGUAUGCAGUCUGACGUUGAAACACCUACGAAAAAUAUCUGUUUGUAAAUUCUACAAUUUUCGUAAAGCACAUUCGUGUAUUGAAAUUUAUUUUUUCAAGUUAUAACUUUGGACAAAAUCACUUUGUAUUUUGAACGGUUCACCAAAACUAUUUUAAUACAUCGAAUUUGAGACAUUUCUUCCAUCACGAAGGUAUGCAAUGAUCAAAAAAUCAUCAGAAGAAUUUGUUAAUUCCGAAACGAUUCGAAUACAACAAUAUGUGUGGCAGGUUGUGAUAAAGGUUGUAAGCAAAGACGAUGUUAUGUUUAUAAAUAUUUAUGUAAUUUUAAAACUACUUAUACACUUGUUGAAUAAAAAUUAUUAUUUUACACAGAGUCUCAAA